Molecule: messenger RNA, 2921 nt
Organism: Malus domestica (apple)
Lineage: Eukaryota; Viridiplantae; Streptophyta; Magnoliopsida; Rosales; Rosaceae
Source: RefSeq, a predicted model, not a curated record
UUUCAUUUCCCUUCUCGGCUUCUGCACUGACCGCCACAGCCAGAAGCACGAAGUAUCAGGGGGAGCACGACAAUGACAAAGAAGCGAGAAAGGAGGACAAUGCCACCGUAGACAACUCUACAGCCGCCUCUCUGGAAUUUUAGACCCCCCGCGUCUCCUCCGCCCAUCGCCCUCCUCCUCCACUGUUGUUACGUAGUAGGAACACUUUUGUUUAUUGCCCUUGUCAAAUCCAAAUAAUAUAGUUUAGUAGAGCAGGCAGUGUUCUACUUUUCCACUUGAGCUGCUGACAAUCAAGUGUUCCGGCAAUCCAAAAGCAAACAAGACAAAAACAAAACACAAAAACAACAAAACAACUUGUCUUGUCCAAAAAAAAAAACAAAACAACAAAACAACUUGUAUUAUUUGAUGAAUACGAUAUAAGGCCAGCAAUCCAUCUAUUUAAUUUCAAUGCUUGAACUUCAUUCCUCAAAUGGAAAAAUAACUUUCACUAACAAGCGUUCGAAUCUCUAAAUACCGCCAGCAGGAGCCAUCGGCCGAUUCGGCCGUCCCGCCAGCUGCCUCUAUUAUUACAUGGCCUCCGCCGGAGUUUGUCCUUUCCCCGCCCGCCUGCCAUCCGUUAUCCGUCAGGAACUGACGUCGUCGUCAUCAUCCUCAUCCGGAAGAUCGAAGUUCAAUCCGAUCUCGAUUCCGUCGCGGAGGCUAGCCGCUGCGUCAACAGACCACACUCCGACGAUUCUGACAGCAGCGAACAUCGGAAGCGGCAGGUCGUCUGAGAAGGAAGCUCAUACGACGACGACGACGACGUCAGCUGCAGAGACCAAGAGGCAGGCUCGUCAGGAGGAGCACAGGUUCGAUGCGGAAGAGCAAGGCCUGAGCUUGAAGGAUUACUUCGAGCAAGCUAAGGAUUUCAUCAGCUCCGACGGUGGACCGCCUCGCUGGUUCUCUCCUUUGGGCGGCGGGUCCCGCUUGGCCGAUUCUCCUCUGCUUCUCUUUUUGCCUGGAAUUGAUGGCACUGGACUUGGGCUGAUAAGGCAUCAUCAGAAACUUGGAAAGAUUUUCGAUGUCUGGUGCUUGCAUAUCCCUGCCAAGGAUCGAACAACAUUCACAGACCUAGUGAAGCUGGUUGAAAGAACAGUUCGGUCACAGCAUCGUCUCGCACCAAAUAGGCCUAUAUAUCUUGUUGGAGAAUCUCUUGGAGCAUGCCUUGCGCUUUCUGUGGCUGCCCUUAACCCUGAUAUUGACCUUGUUCUAAUUUUGGCUAAUCCAGCUACGUCCUUCAGCAAGUCCCAGCUUCAACCAUUAAUACCUUUACUGCAGGUCAUUCCUGACUCAUUUCCUCUCAGCCUUCCUCACAUACUGAGCUCAAUGACAGGUUUUCUGAUGGGUAACUUGGAGACGGGACUUGGACUUCCUCUGCCACAGACAGUUGAGAAGCUAUCACGCGAUCUUCUUGCAUCAGCAUCUUACCUUUCUGUAAGACACAACUAUGUAACAAACCCACAGGUUCUUGCUGAAUUACCCAGAGAAACACUUCUGUGGAAGCUACAAAUGAUUAGAUCAGCAUCUCCAUAUGCCAAUUCACGUCUCCACGCUGUAAAAGCUCAAACGCUGAUACUUUCCAGUGGACAGGAUCAGUUGUUACCUAGUCAAGCGGAAGGAGAAAGACUGAAACACACCCUUGCAAAAUGUGAGAUUCGUAUGUUUGCUAACAGCGGCCAUUUCCUCUUCUUGGAAGAUCCUUUUGAUUUGGUAACUGUCAUCAAGGCAACUGGUGUCUAUCGUCGUUCCAGUACCCAUGACUUUGUUACUGAUUACAUACCGCCAACACCUUCAGAAGUCAAAAAUAUAAUUGAAUCAAACAGAUUGUUAACCACGGUCACUAGCCCAGUGAUGUUCUCAACUUUACCAGAUGGGAAGAUUGUGAGGGGCCUUGCCGGGAUUCCUUCUGAGGGUCCUGUAUUGUUUGUUGGUUAUCACAUGUUACUGGGGUUUGAAUUGGCUCCCAUGGUAACUCAGAUGAUGGAGGAAAGAAACAUCCUAAUGCGAGGAAUAGCACAUCCGAUGAUGUUUAUAAAAUUGAGAGAAGGAAAGUUUCCUGAUCUAUCAGCAUUCGACACAUUCAGACUUAUGGGUGCAGUUCCUGUCUCUGGUGCAAACUUUUACAAACUUCUCUCUACAAAGUCUCACGUCCUACUCUAUCCAGGUGGAGUGCGUGAGGCUCUUCACCGGAAGGGGGAGGAAUAUAAGUUAUUCUGGCCAGAACAGUCGGAGUUUGUGAGAAUGGCAGCUAGAUUUGGAGCCAAAAUUGUACCUUUUGGCGCCGUUGGAGAAGAUGAUAUUGGUGAACUAUUUUUGGAUUAUGACGACCAAAUGAGAAUUCCUCCGCUUAAGGACUUUAUACAGGAGUUAACAGAUGAGGUUGCGAAAGUGAGAAAGGGCGUUGGUGGGGAGGUAGGAAACCAGGAUGUACACCUACCAGGAAUCAUACCGAAAAUUCCUGGCAGGUUCUAUUAUUAUUUUGGAAAACCAAUUGAAACAGAAGGGAGGAAGCAGGAAUUACGAGACAGGGAGAAAGCCCAUGAACUGUAUUUACAAGUGAAGUCGGAAGUUGAGAAUUGCCUUGCUUAUUUGAGGGAGAAAAGAGAGAAGGAUCCGUAUAGAACGUUAUUGUCUAGACAAUACCAGGCCUUGUCUGGCCUCACAUCUGAAAUUCCGACAUUCGAUAUCUGACCGACGAAGAAAUUCGUCAAUGAUCUUCCUUGUUCUCCAUCGGUUGCUAGUUGGUACUCAAACCUCACGUCACAAUAUGCAGGCCAAAUUUGAUUCAAACUUGUAUCCGGUUUAUUUGUAAAACAGGGGUAAUAUUCAUGCCUAUUUAUAAUAAUAUAGUUGAAUUCUUUGAAAUUCGCUAUCUUUUUUUU